AUGCCCGUAGAUGUUGGUUUCGCCAAGGAAGUGCGAAUUCCAAAAAAACCUCUAGAAUUUUUAUUACCAUUUUAUGAUCCAGAUGAAACUACGGUAGUGAAAGUCCUGAAAGAACACGAAAAUCGGUUAUAUGUAGCGUUUCUCGCCGGCUUAGAGACGUCGCUUCACAGGAAAGAUAUCUGUUUAUACAAGAAUGGUAAACGUUGUUACCAAAAGUACUUAAAAAGAAAACGCCGGAUAGUAGAUGAUGACAGCGAUUAUGAUGUGAAUAGUCAUGAGGCGAUGAAGCAAGAUAGUUCGCAUACUAGACAACAAUCUACCAAUUCCGUUCGAGAUUCAUCAAGAAGUUCGUGCAGGUCUUCUUCCUCAGAACGAUCGAGUAGUCAAGGUGCAGACCUUUUUGCAUCUGCAUCGCCGAAAACAGAAAAUGAUGUCCGGAGCCGUAAAAACUUGCGGAAACAAACCUAUCAGUCAAUUAGCAAACCAAAAUUGGAUUUGUUUCAAGAAUCCUCUUCCGAUGAAGGUGUUGAUAUCUCUUUCCAAAUGCCUGAUUAUUCAGACGAUUCUGCUUUAACUCAGAGUUCGGUGAAGCCGAUUCCUUUAAUACUGAAUGCUUUUGCUAAAUUCACGCAUACGUCGGCGUGUACUAAGUGCCAUCAUCAUGAGGGUAAAGACGAUAAUCGAAAAUUUAUUUACUGUAAAACCUGCACAAAUACCUUUCACGUGGAAUGCUCAGGAACGUCAACCUUAACUAAAAUUCGCCAAGAUGAAAUUGCUGUCGAGGGUUACUCUUGCUCUUCUUGUUCAAAGUCCUCUUCUCUUUUACUUUUAAAUAAUUGUAUUUUAUCGGGAUAUGGAUUGAACGAUACUCUGGACAUUCCGUCUACUUUUUCUUCCGCAAAUGAUAAUCUUCGUUUAGUUUCCUAUACCAAAAACGUAAGGUUUCGUUGUUGGCGUUGCAAAAGAGUCUUGUAUUUUUUCUAUUAUGAUCAAAACCCCAAGACAUUUGCAUCAUCGAUUCAAAAAUUAUUACGACGACGAUUAUGUGAUGAGUGUGUCUCCUAUUCGGAAGAUGUGGAAGAAGUACUUGCAUGGCGUCUUCUUUUACCCAUUUCUUUAUUAAAAGAUAAACCGGUGAAGAAUCCCUUAUCACUAGAUCGUCCUGGGAUUUGGUCCAGAGAGUAUUAUGUUCGGCCUAAAAACCACUCAUAUCUUCAUUGUUUUUGGUGUUCUGCUUCUUGGUUAGCCGGCGUUUCAAACGCAAAAAAGCGAAAUUUUGAUUCCCGAGAAACAGACCCUCAUAACGGAUCUCUUGAAAUUAUACCUCCUUCCCAUAUAACAAUUGACAAGGUUUGGGAUGUGCAAUACAAAAUUCCGCGAAAAUUUAAGUCUAAAGAAAAACAAAUGCAGGCAUUAGCAAAAGUUGAUAAAGCUUAUGUUUCAUGGCGUGGGUUACCUUAUUCAAUGUCUUCUUGGGAGUUUCUAGGUGAUAUCAAUAGUUUUGAUCGAUGGAAAGCUUGGAAAGAGGGCUAUUCUGAUUACGUUAGAACUUGUUGGAUAGAGAAGUCUUCUAAAUCUGGCUUAAGUAAGGAUACUGACUUCAAUCAACUAGAAUUAACUGAGCAACCCUCCUAUAUAUUUGGAGGCAAGCUUAUGCCCUACCAGUUACAAGGUGUGAAUUGGUUAUACUUUCAUUGGGUUCAACGACAACAUUGCAUUUUGGCUGAUGAAAUGGGUUUAGGUAAAACCGUACAGAUAAUUUCCUUUAUUAGUGUGUUGUAUCACAGACAUCAUUGCUUUCCUUUCCUUAUUGUUGUCCCUCAUGCAACUGUAGCUAAUUGGGAGCGUGAGUUUCAUAAAUGGGACUCGUCUUUGUUGAUUGCGACAUUGGUUGGAUCUGAGCGUAAUAGAGACAUUGUUCGUGAAAACAGAAUUUACCGAAACGAUAAUGCCGAUGGUAUAAGAACACACGUUCUCAUUGUUAGCACGAGUUGCGUUGACAGUGAAAUCAGUCUUUUAAGGAAGUUUCGUUGGCAAUGCAUGAUUAUUGAUGAAGGGCAAAGAUUGAAGAGUGAUCAAUCUUCUUUGUUUAAUGAUCUCAUUUCAAUAGACGCUACUUUUAAGGCAUUACUCACAGGCACACCGUUACAAAACAACAUUAGGGAACUAUUCAAUUUGUUACAGUUUUUGAAUCCGGAGGAAAUUGAUGCUUCUGAAUUAGAGAGACAGUAUCAAAAUAUUGAUGAAAAAAAAGUAACUGAGCUUCACCAAAUGUUGAAGCCUUUUUUUCUUCGCAGAGUUAAAGAAGAAGUUUUAGACAAACUUCCUCCAAAGAUUGAAGUGAUCGUACCGCUCACAAUGACUCCUCUUCAGAAAAGACUUUAUAAAUUAAUUGUCUCGAAAAAUGUUGAUCUAAUUCAGAGUAUUGUUUCUAGGAGCAAUACGAAAUCAAACUCCAAGAAUACACGUGCUUCUUUAAGCAAUAUAUUGAUGCAACUUCGAAAAACCUUAGCCCAUCCUUAUCUUUAUUCAGCUGACGUUGAAGUAAAAGAGGUCCCGGAAGAACUAAGUAUCCGCUCUCUUGAGGAAGCCAGCGCAAAAAUGCUUUUACUUCGGCUUUUACUUCCAAAACUAAUUAUGCGUGGCCAUAGAAUUCUUAUUUUCUCACAAUUUAUUCUAGAAUUGGAUAUCCUUGAAGAUUGGAUGGAUCAUAAAAAUAUAUCGUACUCUAGGUUUGACGGUACGACAACAGAACAUGAUAGACAAGUAGAAAUUGAUUCAUUCAAUGCCCCGAAUUCGAAGAAAAGUUGUUUUCUUUUAACCACCAGAGCUGGUGGUGUUGGAAUUAAUCUAGCUUCGGCGGACACGGUUAUAAUAUUGGACCCUGACUUUAAUCCUCAUCAAGAUAUGCAAGCUGUAGCAAGGGCUCACCGCUAUGGUCAAGAUAAGAAAGUUUUUGUUUUCAGUUUAAUUAUUAGAAACUCAGCUGAAGAAAAAAUUUUACAAGCUGCACAGAAAAAGAUGUUACUGGAUCGAAUUAUUGUACAAUCAAUGAGAGAGAACAAUGAAUCAGUCAUCGAUCUUCAUGAAGUUCUACAACAUGGUGUUCGCGCCCUUUUUGAAGAGAAUGAGGACAUCCAGGCUAUCCGUUAUGAUGAAGAAUCCGUGGAAAAUUUGAUUACUGAUGCGGAACAGAGGGAUGUAUCUCCUAAUAGAGACUCAGAGAGUAAUAGUACUAAUGGUUUCGGGUUUGCUCGUGUUUGGGUAAACAAUAAGGAAAACAUCACGGUUCCAGGAACAGAUAAUCUAUUUAAGAAUGACUCGACGAUACAGGAUGAUGAUAUUUGGUCAGACAUAUUAAGACAACGAGAGCGGGUCACUCCAAAUAGCUCGUUUUCUGACAACGAUGGUCGGAAACUUAGGCAACGAAAAACAAUCAUGUAUGAAGAAGGUGGUUUUAUUACCAGUUCGGAUGAAGAGUAUAAUGCAAGUAAUGUCUCAUCCGAUGAAUCUGAUUCCUCUGAUAUUUCGAUGGCUACUUCAGAGCAGGCUGAGGGACAGAUGGUUAACAAGCAACAUAACCCACCGUUAUCAAUUACCAAAACUGGUCAGCCAGAAUUAGCUUCUGAAAAGUUUUCUAAUGAAUGGAGUAGGAUGAGAGCUUUGUUAGCUGAAUAUCCAUCUUACGAGACGUAUGACUUUAACGCAUGUAUUCGCUUGAAGGCAGCUUCUAGUUUUAUGCUUUUUAAUGAUCACAAUGCAAACGGUAGUUGGGAGCCUCUGUAUGCUAGGAACGUUAAGAUAAAUGACCAUCCUUCUGCGAAAAAGGAUUUGCUAAUUGCCAAUAGCAUCCCAAAGUCUGUUUUCUACAAUUAUUUAGCUGGUUCUUUCGAUGAUUCAAGUGAUACUUGCAAGUGUUGUGGGAUUGAACAUGUCCCAGGUCGGUGUCCUUUGAACAGGAUACCCUUAGAGAUUUGCUUUCUUUGUGGUACUCCUCACUUCAGUGGUAAGGAAACUUGCCCUUUACUCAAAGACAAAACAACAGUCAAGAUCUUGAGAAAUUUGUUAGCAAAUUCUCGAGAGCCAUUAUUAACGAAGUUGCUGGCUCUCAAAAGGCUGAAUGACUAUUUGUAUGAGAAGGAUGGAUCAUCUUCAUAG
This is a messenger RNA of Schizosaccharomyces osmophilus, 4158 nucleotides long. RefSeq names its product SHREC complex ATP-dependent chromatin remodeller Mit1 (gene mit1). Gene Ontology annotation, molecular function: ATP binding; ATP-dependent chromatin remodeler activity; DNA binding. NCBI's taxonomy places the organism in Eukaryota, Fungi, Ascomycota, Schizosaccharomycetes, Schizosaccharomycetales, Schizosaccharomycetaceae. The transcript has a single exon. The coding region runs from base 1 to 4158 and encodes 1385 amino acids. Gene Ontology annotation, cellular component: nucleus; chromatin. Gene Ontology annotation, biological process: chromatin remodeling; negative regulation of transcription by RNA polymerase II. The record is from RefSeq and is a predicted model, not a curated record.